UCCUCCUCCUCCUGGAUAUCUGACCGAAAGGGCAGGAGUCCAAAAGCCGAGAAGGGAGAGAGAGGAGAAGAGAGGCCAGCAGCCAUGAGCUACGUCGUCCGACCCUGGGCUCUGAGGGACCUCAAGGAUGUCAUGCGACUGAUUCGAGAAGGGGCAACAUUUCACAAGGCUUUGGAUCAGGUCAAAACUACCCCCGAAGUGCUGAGGGAGGAUGGCUUCGGGAUGGACCCCAAGUUUGGCUGCCUGGUAGCCGAAGUUCCCCCUGACCAGAGGAGCAAAGACGGGCACACCGUCGUCGGGUACCAGUUCCAUUAUUUCAGCUACUGCACCUGGAAAGGGCGGAUUGUUUUUGGGGAGGAUCUGUACGUCAUGCCAGAGUUCAGAGGCAAAGGAAUUGGCACCAGUUUACUCAGCCAAGUGGCCAAGCUCGCGCUGGCACACGGCUGCAGCCAGUUCCGGUUCGUGUUGGCCAACUGGAACCAGCCGGCCAUGGCGCUGUAUGAGAAACUGGGGGCAAUCAACGUGACAGCGAGGGACAACUGGGUCGUCUGGCACAUCGAGGGGCGGGCCAUGCAGGAGCUGGCGGAGCGGGUGACACAAUGAAAUGUUGCUGCCAGGAGGCAGCCGGGGAGAGAACCCAGGAGUCCUGGCUCCCAGCCCCCUCUGCUCUGACCCACCAGCCCCCACUCGCCCCCCAGAGCCGGGGAGAGAACCCAGGAGUCCUGGCUCCCAGCCCCCUCUGCUCUGACCCACCGGCCCCCACUCGCCCCCCAGAGCCAGGGAGAGAACCCAGGAGUCCUGGCUCCCAGUCCCCCCUGCU
Molecule: messenger RNA, 820 nt
Organism: Trachemys scripta elegans
Lineage: Eukaryota; Metazoa; Chordata; Testudines; Emydidae
Product: diamine acetyltransferase 2-like
Exons: 6
Coding region: 85-603 (172 amino acids)
Molecular function (GO): N-acetyltransferase activity
Source: RefSeq, a predicted model, not a curated record